Messenger RNA from Suncus etruscus (white-toothed pygmy shrew), 1509 nucleotides. It is a transcript of the gene DERA, whose product is annotated as deoxyribose-phosphate aldolase. The coding region runs from base 14 to 964 and encodes 316 amino acids. Gene Ontology annotation, biological process: deoxyribonucleotide catabolic process; carbohydrate catabolic process. Gene Ontology annotation, molecular function: deoxyribose-phosphate aldolase activity. The record is from RefSeq and is a predicted model, not a curated record. Lineage: Eukaryota; Metazoa; Chordata; Mammalia; Eulipotyphla; Soricidae. Gene Ontology annotation, cellular component: cytoplasm. The transcript has 9 exons.
UAUUGACCUGGUCAUGUCGGCUCAUCAGCAGGGCACCGAGCUCGACCUGAGCUGGAUCUCCAAAGUACAAGUGAAUCAGCCGGCGGUGCUGAGGCGCGCCCAGCAGAUCCAGGCUCGCAGGAGUUUGAAGAAGGAGUGGCAGGCUGCUUGGCUCCUGAAAGCUGUAGCCUGUAUGGAUCUCACCACCCUUGGCGGAGAUGAUACAGCUUCCAAUGUUCGAAGGCUCUGCUAUAAAGCCAAGUAUCCAAUUCGAGAAGACCUCUUAAAAGCUCUAGAUAUGCAAGACCUCACUACAGCUGCUGUGUGUGUGUACCCGGCCCGGGUGUGUGAGGCUGUGAAAGCGCUCAAGGCUGCAGGCUGUGCCAUCCCUGUGGCGUCAGUGGCCACCGGCUUUCCGGCUGGACAGACUCAUUUAAAAACACGCUUAGAAGAGAUCAGAUUGGCUGUGGAAGAUGGAGCCACUGAAAUCGAUGUGGUGAUUAACAGGACUUUGGUGCUGACAGGCCAGUGGGAAGCCUUGUAUGAUGAGAUUCGUCAGUUCCGUAAAGCCUGCGGGGAGGCUCAUCUCAAAACCAUCUUAGCAACAGGAGAACUUGGAUGUCUCACUAAUGUCUAUAAAGCCAGUCUGAUAGCGAUGAUGGCAGGAUCAGAUUUUAUUAAGACUUCGACUGGAAAAGAAACAGUAAAUGCCACCUUCCCGGUAGCUAUAGUGAUGCUACGGGCCAUUAGAGAUUUCUACUGGAAAACUGGAAACAAGGUUGGCUUCAAACCCGCAGGGGGCAUCCGCACAGCCAAGGACGCGCUUGCUUGGUUAUGUCUCAUCAAGGAGGAGUUGGGCAAUGAGUGGCUAACGCCAGAGCUCUUCCGAAUCGGCGCCAGCGCUCUGCUCCUGGACAUUGAGAGGCAGAUAUACCAUCAUGUGACUGGACGCCAUGCAGCUUCUCAUGACCUGCCUAUGUCUUGAGUCAGUGACCCAUACCCGAAAAGUUCUUUGCGAUCAAGUUUGGAAAUGACCUUUCUGUAUCAUUGCUGCAAUUAUUCCCUUUCCUUUUUUCUUUUCUUUUCUAGUAGUGGAGUGGGUGAUUGACUUUUCUCCCUGCAGAUGUCUAUUGAAUUUAAUCAAAAGAAUAAAGAAAAAUAUCCAACCACAUCUUCCUCCUCACACAGUGCUCAUUUUAGACUCCUCUAACAUGCUCUUAAUUAUGGCAAGAUCUGCCACUGCUAACUUGGGACGGCUUUCAAAAACAUUGAUAAUGUUGACACUAUUACAUCCUCAGGGAAAAAUUGUGAAACCAGCCCAAGAAACAUGCUGUCCUAGAAGACAGGGCAGUGUUCUGAGCUGCCCCUCAGCACUGGUUUCCUUCCUGGAAGACCCGCCUUGUCCACUCCUUUAUGAAUUGUCUCCUAAUGUUAUAUGCAAUUAUUGUCCUGAUGUUAUAUGCAAUUAUUGUCAUCAAAUUGCUUUAAAUUACCUGUUUAUUUAAAAAUAAACACAAACUUACAUCGUCA